AUGUCCGCACGUAUGGGACAUGAGACUCUUCGGGGUAUCCUGAGCCAAGAGAAGCCGGCCAUUACCUUAGGAUUCGGCCCUACGGACGGUGUUGCCGUAAACAACUCAUGGCCACGAAUCAACCGUCCCACCAUCUGGAAAGCAUUCACUCUGGAAACUCUAAACCAGAGCUAUGGACACAUCCUCGACGCGGCAAAUCCUGCGGGAACAUACGGCACUAUCCCCCGGGCUGAAGACGUUGGCAAAAUCACCAACGCCGAACUACCCGAACACCUCGAACCGCAGAGCAAGUGGAACAACAGCAUCUUGAAGUGCAGUGUCGACUUUGCCAAAGGCAAGCUGCCAUCUCCCAUCCGCGGCAACGUCGAAUAUUUACCGCCCACAAACCAUCACCUGGGAAUCGCCCCUCGUCAAACCCACGUCAUCAAACUCGCCGGCUUUGACGAGCCUUAUCUCGUGGUCGGCUUACGCCGCUUGACCAGCCAAUGGGCCGGUAAUACGCUUGCUACCCGUAUCAAGGCGGGACUUGACAUUAGAGCCAAUCACUUAUGGCCGGUCAGGCAGCUGGCCGACGCAUGCUGCAGGGUUGGAACCCGCUAUGGAUUUAUCCAGACGGAGGAGGAACUUGUCGUGUUCUGCUUCAGCAAGGCUGCCGAUGAGACCUUGAGCGUGACCUUGAAUGCUAUCUCCUGGGCCAACUACGACGGCCAGUACCACCUGACCACGAAUCUCGCCCUCUGGUGGCUUUGCAUGCUCGCCAUCUCCGGCCCAGAGAAUCGGAGGAUCUGUGCGGAGCAGGACAUGGUACCCCUCGAUAAAUGGAGUGACCCCGUCUCUGAGGAUUUUCUUCUGGCAGCGCAGCACCAUUACUACUCUGGCUUCACCAGAUAUCUUCCUCUUUGA
This is a messenger RNA of Thyridium curvatum, 903 nucleotides long. RefSeq lists its product as uncharacterized. NCBI's taxonomy places the organism in Eukaryota, Fungi, Ascomycota, Sordariomycetes, Thyridiales, Thyridiaceae. Bases 1 to 903 code for a protein of 300 amino acids. The transcript has a single exon. The record is from RefSeq and is a predicted model, not a curated record.